GGAUUUUUCUUCUUUAAAUCUUGAAAACCCCAUUGAUUUAAUCUAUGUUCCAAGUUGCACCUUUGAUUAAUGAGAAAAAGCAACAAUAUUUUAUUCAACGUUGUCUUCGUGUAAUGCAGAAGACGACAUUGACUUAAAGAAGUAAUAAGUCUCUCAGUUUGAAUUUUGAAUAAUAAACACCACCACAAAGCACCCACAGUGUGUUUGUGUAAAUGCCUCAACGAACUACACACCAUUUGUGUUUGACAAUAUAAAUUAAUUGGAUAUAACUGAAGCUUCCUACCCUGUUUCCUGCUAUGUGGAGGUCACUAUUUUCUAUAUAAGCCUAUAAUAGUUGGCAGUUGAACGUUACCUUCUAUCAUAUUGGUAUAACUCCCAAAUUGGACUUUGAUGGUACAGAAACGGAAUAUCAAUCAGGAUAGUGAUGAAAGCUCCGAGUUUCCACCCCGGGAAUCUAAGCGCCAACAUCCUUCUAAUGCGCUUUUUACAGGGUUAAGGAGUUACUCUUCUCCACAAGAACUUGCACUAAGGUUGGAGCCUUCAAUCCGAAGCUGGUACCAGGCCAUGUGUAAUUCUGCAGGUAUACAGAGUGCCUGUCAUUCACAGGACAAAAGCUUGAAAUAUUUCUGUUCAUUUCCCAAUUGGAGUAAUCUUGAAAUUAUUGCUAUACGGAAGCUAAAAUUAGUUAUUGUCAACAGAGAGAAGGUGCGUGAAGAGAUUGAGAGAACGCUUCAAUCUACCCUGAGAUACUCACUAAAUGAUAAUGAGACUUCUCAAUCAAGGGCUAUUCAGUUACUUUUUGACGAUAUAUUUCCUUCUUCCCUUUUCACGGGCAGUAAAGUAUCCAUGGGCAAUAGGCCCAUUAAGGUUCUCUUGCAUGAUGCCAGUUCCAACAAGAGAAUAACAUCUGGACCCUUAUCUUCGGCAAAAGUUGGUGUGGUUGUGCUUAAUGGGGAAUUUAAUCCCAACGAUCUAGAAGACUGGAGUGAGGAAGAGUUCAGCAAAAAGGUUAUUCGUGAAAGAGACGGAAAACGUCCAUUAUUGACUGGAGAUUUAGUCAUUCAGCUGAGGGAUGGUGUGGGAUAUCUGGGUGAUAUCAGCUUCACUGACAAUUCAAGCUGGAUAAAGAGCAGGACCUUUAGGUUGGGACUGAAAUUGAUUAACCGUUCUGGUCAAUUUAGGGUCAGAGAAGGAGUUAGCAAGCCUUUUACUGUAAGAGAUCAUCGUGGGGAAGCUUAUAGGAAGCAUUACCCUCCCACUUUGGACGAUGAGAUAUGGCGGUUGGAAAAGAUUGCUAAAGAUGGUGCAUCACACAAAAGGUUGAGUACGGAAGGCAUAUCAUGUGUGAAAGACUUCUUACGGCUGCUUGUCACUGACCCAUCUCUUUUACGUAAGAUGCUGGCUUGUGGGAACAACAUAUGGGAGAAAAUAACUGAACAUGUGACCACAUGUCUGUUAGACAACAGCGAGUGGUACAUAUACAAUGCCGGAGAAAGUAUUGUACUUCUGUUCAACUGCAUCUAUGAGCUUGUAGGUGCAAUUCUUGAUGGACAAAAUUUCCAGUCCAUUGACAAAUUAGAUGUAUUUCAGAAGCGGAUGGUGGAAGACCUUAAGCGUAAUGUUUAUAAAAAUUUGAAUUGUCUAGCUCCCUUUGAGGACCAUUCUUUGAUUGGCCAAGCAGUCCUUACAUCCAAUCUGCAAAUUGGCCUUUCUCAUAUUCUUAGUUCAAGCCAACAGAAUAUGAACUACUCAGAUAACCAAGGUCAAGUGGAGUUACAGAGCAAGUCUGAUCAUACCACAAUUUCACCACCACUAGUCUACACAGCGCAACAGGAUAGUCCAACUGCAGUGUCCAUGCCUGAAAGCUUUCAUGGAAUGCAAGCAUUUAAUUCGACCUUGGCAAGCAGUUUCUUGGUUGGUGAUCCCUGUUCUAAUAUCUACCCUGGUGAUUAUGAUUGGGGUUCCAGUGGUUCAUUGGAUUCACUAGGGAUGACCGAUUAUCUACCUUCCACCAACAAUUAUCAGUUUGAGACACCAGUGCCUCAAGGGAAUGGAUUGUUAGCUAGUUCAAGUGUUCAGCCGGUGUCUCCUAAUAUUGGCUUUCACAUCACUAGACGUGGAAAUCCUAGAGCCAUAUGGUGCACAAUCCGUGCUGUCCUAAAAUGGAAAACAUUGGUUAAGCGAAAAUAGCUGUUUGACGAUGGAAAGGCUUUUACAAGUAGAUAUCUGAAGUUUGUUCGAGAUAUAACCAGCAAACUUCACCUCCAUGUCUCAGCCUAUUCCUUGAACUCUUUGGUAUUUUGAAAUAUAUAUUUGUGUCCAUUACAUAUAGCAUCCAUCAUAUAUAUGUGAGUAAAUUGUACAUAUAGUAAGGUUUUUGUCAGGAUGAAGGUGCAUGUAGGAUGAAUUUGCUUGCAGAAACAAUAGCAAGAUAUCAAAUGUUAUGCUACCGCAAAUGCCAUCGUCCUUGGGGUAGUUUUCUUGUGUUUUCUGCAUCAGAUGCAAUAAAUGGUGCUUGUACAGGAAGUAAUAUUAUUAGCUUGAUUAGUAGUUUAUAAUAAUGAGAUGCUAUGUGAAUUGUUGUCAGCUGUAUCGUUGGAACUCAUCUGGCCCAUUGUACAUUUUUUCUGUAAUUUUUUUUUACACUUCAUGGUAUAUAAACAUAUAUCAGUGCAUUGCGUGCUA
Messenger RNA from Solanum dulcamara, 2685 nucleotides. Its product is annotated as calmodulin-binding protein 60 B-like. NCBI's taxonomy places the organism in Eukaryota, Viridiplantae, Streptophyta, Magnoliopsida, Solanales, Solanaceae. The record is from RefSeq and is a predicted model, not a curated record. Gene Ontology annotation, cellular component: nucleus. The transcript has 9 exons. Gene Ontology annotation, molecular function: DNA-binding transcription factor activity; sequence-specific DNA binding; calmodulin binding. Bases 391 to 2190 code for a protein of 599 amino acids. Gene Ontology annotation, biological process: regulation of salicylic acid biosynthetic process.